Daphnia pulex (common water flea) is the source of this 1291-nucleotide messenger RNA. Its product is annotated as CDP-diacylglycerol--inositol 3-phosphatidyltransferase-like. The transcript is spliced from 4 exons. The record is from RefSeq and is a predicted model, not a curated record. Gene Ontology annotation, cellular component: membrane; Golgi apparatus. Gene Ontology annotation, biological process: phosphatidylinositol biosynthetic process. The coding region runs from base 136 to 786 and encodes 216 amino acids. Gene Ontology annotation, molecular function: CDP-diacylglycerol-inositol 3-phosphatidyltransferase activity. NCBI's taxonomy places the organism in Eukaryota, Metazoa, Arthropoda, Branchiopoda, Diplostraca, Daphniidae.
GCGGAUGGACCCCUGAUGGCGAUUACUGGAACUAACGGUGACAGGCGAAAAAAAGUUUUACAAAUUUUCACGUCAUAAGAUUGUUAAUCCAAUUUAAACUUUCCUUCCUUAUUUCUCUGCGAAAACUGGUUGAAAAUGGCAGACAAUAACAUAUUUCUGUUUGUUCCAAAUUUAAUUGGAUACGCCCGUGUUGUUUUGGGGCUCGGAUCUUUGUAUUUUAUGCCAACCAGUCAUGUCCUCGCCGCUUCACUUUAUAUUCUCAGUGGUUUCCUUGACGCUUUUGAUGGGCAUGCAGCAAGAAUUCUUAAUCAAAGUACCAAAUUUGGAGCUAUGCUGGAUAUGUUGACAGAUCGCUGUGCGACCAUGUGUUUGUUGGCUACUUUAGGAUCAUUUUAUCCAAGCUAUCUAUUUGUAUUUCAAUUGGUCAUGAUUGUGGAUGUUUCCUGCCAUUGGAUUCAUCUUCACACCUCCAAUGUUCUUGGCAAGACAUCCCACAAAAAUGUUGGGGAAGAGGAGAAUGCCUUGUUGCGUUUCUACUACACUUCCAGACCAUUCCUCUUCUUCAUGUGUGCUGGAAAUGAGCUCUUCUAUUCAAUGCUCUAUCUUCUCCAUUUUACCUAUGGCUACACAUUUUUGGGUAUGAGCGUUAUCAAGAUUUUGGUCGUUCUACUCUUCCCCGUGGCUGUCCUGAAAUUUAUUCUUGCUAUCAUGCAAGGAGGUUCGGCUUGGCGCAAUCUUGGAUACAUUGACAUUAAAGAGAGGGAAGAAUCCGAUAAGAAGCAAUAAUAUCCCCCAACUGCCUAGUCAAUCCAACUUUCCUUUAAGAUAACAAAACAUAAAUAGUCUUCGUAAAAUUAUUUAUUUGUUCUCAAAUUACCAAAUUUGAAGUUCUCUUAUACUUAAAUUCAUUGAUAUUUCACUUAAAAAUGUUCGCCCAUUCCCAAAGAAGACAAAGUGCAAAAUUUUCCAGACGAGGAGAAAUUAAGUCACUAUCCGAAUGAAAGUUUCCAAUUUUACGUUCAUCCGAAACGAAAGAUAAUUUUGUCUCCAUUCUGUACGUUAGUUCCCAAUCCGUUAUCCAGUGUAGAAACAGGUUGAGGAGCCUGGUUUGAUCCUGGAGGAAUCCGGAACACCCUCCAUGACCAGUUGUUUUUACUGUCAUUAGUUACGCUGUUUAAUCCGGUCAGUUGUGUCCCCCCAUUUGCAGCUUCCGUCGUGAACCUGUUCCAAUUCAGAAAUGAUAAAAAUUAUACAUAAUGUUUUCCCUGUUCAAAAAAAUCAAUUUUGUUCA